AUGGGAGCCGACUCGCAGACGAAAACGAUCUUGUGCGCCAAAACGCCCGAACUCAUCGAGACGGCAAUCGCCGACCGCAAGCCAGAACAAUCACAGACUGACCCACAUAACCGGGCAACGACGGCCGACAUCCUCGUGGCGGAGCUGUCCCAAUCCGACUCAACACUCUCCGGGGCCCAGUUCGAGAAGGCACUGCAAACCUGCAGCAAUGUGGUGCACGAGGCAGAGGUGGACCGGAAGCUGAAGGAGAUCGGUUCCGCUACGCCCAUCCUGCCUUCCGAGAUCGGAACGGAUUUCAACUUUAAGCGAGAAAUCGUGUGGAAGAAUGUGGUCGGAUUUCUGCUGCUACACAUCUGCGGCUGGGUAGGACUACAUCUGGCUUUCUGGCGAUACUGCGACUAUCGUACGACGCUUUACACGCUUUGGCUCAUGUACGCCUCUGGGCAGGGUGUAACGAUGGGUGCCCAUCGACUCUGGUCUCACCGGGCGUUCAAGGCGAAGCUCUGGCUGAGGAUCAUCCUGCUGUGGAUGCAUACACUGGCCGGACAGAACUGCCUGUACGUGUGGGUUCGCGACCACCGACAGCACCACAAGUUCUCGGACACGGACGCCGACCCGCACAACGCUAACCGUGGAUUCUUUUUCUCGCACAUUGGAUGGCUUCUGUCCCGAAAGCACCCGAAGGUGAUAGAAUACGGCAAGAAGAUCGACAUGUCCGAUCUAGAGGCAGAUCCGCUGAUUAUGUUCCAAAAGGAUCAUUACAAGCUGCUGUACACAAUUUUUGCACUGUUUGGGCCUACGGCUAUUCCGGUUUACUGCUGGGGAGAAAACCCCUGGUACGCACUCUUCGUAGCGUUCUUCUUCCGCACGGUACUCAGCCUCAACGGAACCUGGUCGGUGAACAGUGCGGCCCACAUGUUUGGGACGCGGCCUUACGACAAGACCAUGUGGCCAGUGGAGAAUAUGUUUGUAUCGUUCGUGGCGGUCGGUGAGGGCUGGCACAACUAUCAUCAUGCCUUCCCGUGGGAUUACCGAGCAUCGGAGUACGGAACGCCGCUCAAUCUAACCGGCACGCUAAUCGAUCUGUUGGCAAAGUUUGGCGCAGUGUACGACCGCAAAACGGCUACCCCGAACAUGGUCAAAAACCGUGUCAUGCGUACCGGCGACAAAUCGCAUCACACCUACGGUACGGAUGAAGGGCGCAGCGCUUUUACCACGCUGUGGAACAUCUGGAAGCAUCCGUCCAAUCCGACCUACAACUCAAUUCACACGCCCAAGCCGAAAAUACUGCAAUCCGACGGUUACGCGCUUAUUCCGGACGAGUUGAAGCAGUCCGAACGGGACGAGGACAUCCUAUCGAAGGAGAACGAGGAGCUGAUGAGACGCCAGAAGGAGGAAGAGAACCGCACGACGGAAGCGAACCAAAUCUACAACAAGCUGUCGAAAUAUAUCAAGGAACAGCAGCAAUCGGUACCGGAAACGGUGGACGAACUGUUGCUACAACAGACGAACAAUAACGUCGACAAGGGUGCACUGGUGCAGGGCAAGGCGGCACUAAACGUCCUCGACUGCAACGACAACGCGCUCGUAAAGCGGAAAGUAAUGGUGGACGCUGCAUCUGCCACUUCAAGUCACCACUAGAUGACGGCAGGGUGGCUACUACCGGUAGUCAUGAUUUCGUUCGCAUUAGUCGCCCCCAAAACGAGCGUGCUUCGGUUCGGUCUCUACUCGCAUUGAAGCACCUGCUACAUCUUGCACAGAUCCUGACGCCAGACGUCCGGGUUUCCUACCGGUACGAACCGAACCGUGCUCGUUGGGCCUACAACUAUUUUUAAACACCUCAAACGCACUGGCGGGAUUGGCAGGCCAAGCUGUCUUCGAGAGAUGCUCAAUGAAAUACCAAAUGUACAGUGGACGCUCUCGAUAAAUUUGCUGCACUAUUUUGUUCGCAGCACCAAAAGGGGAAGCAAAGGCCCUAGCAGAUGUUCAGUCGAGCUGAUCUAACCCUGCUAUACACAGAAGGAUCGUUGGAAUGUUGUGAUGGUAUUUUAAUUGCUCGCCGAAGGUCGAAUACGAUCAUCAUAUAUUCCAUCCAGGAAAAUAGAACGAGAUUUAGAUCCUGUUUCCAUGUCAGAGUCAGAGAGCAGGAUGGGCGACGCUGUGUAUCUUUUCACAAGAUUAUUACGAUAAUGAACUUUUAUAUUAAUGCGUUUACCCUACCUUUACCCUAAGCUAAUUGAGCCAAGUAAGAAAAACGCGGAUGCGCGGAAAUGUUAAGCCGUAAAGUUCUUCACCUGUACAGAGUAGAACAGUCUCGUGUACAGCUGUUUGUGGGGAUUCUAUUCUUUCU
Molecule: messenger RNA, 2350 nt
Organism: Anopheles moucheti
Lineage: Eukaryota; Metazoa; Arthropoda; Insecta; Diptera; Culicidae
Product: acyl-CoA Delta-9 desaturase-like
Exons: 6
Coding region: 1-1641 (546 amino acids)
Biological process (GO): unsaturated fatty acid biosynthetic process
Cellular component (GO): endoplasmic reticulum membrane
Molecular function (GO): iron ion binding; stearoyl-CoA 9-desaturase activity
Source: RefSeq, a predicted model, not a curated record